UAUAAAGCUUUGGCCUCUCCUUUUAGCUUAUGUCAAGUGCCUACCUAAUCUCCAUAAGCUUCCGCUUUCUUUCUCUUCAAAUCCCUUUUUCAUAGCCCAACAGAGAAGAUAACAAGUAUGGAGAUUCCAAACAAAAAACAGAGAAUUCAAUUGAUCACCACCUCUCAUUUGGUGAAGCUACUCACCAAGAUUUUUCUCCCAUUUUCACUUCUUUCUGUUAUAUUAUCCUACCCUUUUAUGUGUAACUUCCAAGCUUUGGCAUAUGGUUUACAACUCCUUGGUUCCAGUGCAGGCAAGAAUUACAUGUUUCUGCUCUGCAAUGGGCUGCUUGUUUUCAUUGCCACCAGCUCGGGUUUGAUCGGUAGUAGUUGUGUAGAGACUGAUGUUAAAGCUGAAAAGGCUGUGAAGAUCAGUAAAUUAGAGGUUGAACCAUCAGAACCAAAAGGGUCCAAUUUAAAUCCCAACGUUGUUGCAGAAUUUGGUCAAAGAGAAGAAGAUGUGCCCUUGGUUGUAGAAAAUGAAGGUGAAGAAGACAGAUCAAUGGAGGAGGAUGAAGAUGAAGAACUUGGGUGGAUGAGUAAUGAAGAGCUAAACAAGAAAUGUGAAGAUUUUAUUAGAAAGAUGAAAGAAGGGAUUCAAUUUGAAGCUCGCCAAGUGAUUAUGGCUCAAUAGCAGAAUUUCUUGCAACUCGUUGCUUGCCUCUUGAAAGCUCCUAAUUUUGACAAUAAUUUGGUUCCCAGUUAUAUUUUUUUCUCAGAAAUUAUUUCUGAGUUUCCUUUAAAAUUUUGGUGUGUGUAAAUUAAAUACAGGGAUGCAAAUAAUCAUGGAUUGGCAUCUGAUAAUGGUAACCAAACUUUGCUGUUUGAAAAUAUAA
This is a messenger RNA of Gossypium arboreum, 874 nucleotides long. RefSeq lists its product as uncharacterized. The transcript has a single exon. The coding region runs from base 118 to 672 and encodes 184 amino acids. The record is from RefSeq and is a predicted model, not a curated record. NCBI's taxonomy places the organism in Eukaryota, Viridiplantae, Streptophyta, Magnoliopsida, Malvales, Malvaceae.